Molecule: messenger RNA, 696 nt
Organism: Aspergillus melleus
Lineage: Eukaryota; Fungi; Ascomycota; Eurotiomycetes; Eurotiales; Aspergillaceae
Product: yippee/mis18 family protein
Exons: 1
Coding region: 1-696 (231 amino acids)
Source: RefSeq, a predicted model, not a curated record
AUGUUCCCCAAGUUUCUGCUCCCACCUUUCCGCCGCAGGGAGCAUGGCGUGGGCAGGUCGACCGUGACGAUCGAACCCAGAUCCUCGAAGGAUAAUAGCGGAGACGAGGCCAAGUAUUUGAAAGGCCAUGUUUCUUAUAUCCGCUGCUCUCGCUGUGCAACAGACCUCUGCUUGACCUCCCAGAUCAUCAGUAAGGGUUUCACUGGCCGUCAUGGGCGCGCAUAUCUUGUGUCUGCCGAGCCAGAGGCCUGCGCCGUUUCGGUGAACGCAACGUCAUCACCGACAGUCUCGCUUCCGAAUACCAUCAUUCAAAAACCCGUUCCGCGCCAGCUAGUCACCGGAUCCCACACAGUUAGCGAUAUCAGUUGUGCCUUCUGCGGAAGCGUACUUGGCUGGAAAUAUGUUGCGGCAGAGGAGGAGUCGCAACGUUAUAAGGUCGGCAAGUUCAUUCUGGAAACCAGGAGAACCAUGACCGCUUCGUCUUGGGAGUCUGCUACUUAUGUUGGCUCGCCUGCACAACCCGAGUCACUGGAAGCCGCGGAUAUACAACCAGAAGCUUCGGGAAUUCCGGUGGAAUUCGACAGCCAAGACGAAGACGAAUGCGAGGAUUUGUUUGCGGGGAUCUGGAGCCCCGGUUUGGCAGCAUGUCGGAGAAGCCGCAAACUUGAUCGUCCGUCAGUUUUUGGUCUUACAUAG